AGGCAAGUUUUGAAUUUGAUUGGCCUUGGCGAGUCAUUGCAUCUCCAACGUCCGUUUCCGCUCAUUUUCACAACUGGAAUUCCUUUUCCUUUUACCUUUUUCGGGUUUGUGGGCAGAUCCCGAUCUUCCAUGGGGACCAACGCAGGAGCUGAAAUGGCGGAAACAGCAUAAAGAGAUAUAUCUCCCGCACCAGGCGUCGACCCAGAAGCCAAAACACCCGUCCCCGAAAAACCCAGAGAGGCUCUGCACGGAGAGAGGGAGAGGAGGAGAGGAGAGAUGGUGGCGGUGGCGCCGGCGCCGGCGGAGGAUCAAGAAGAGGGGGUGAUGGCGACGGACUUCUUCUGGUCCUACACCGACGAGCCCCACGCUUCGCGGCGGCGGCAGAUCCUCUCGCAGUACCCUCAGAUCAAGCAGCUCUUCGGCCCCGACCCCUGGGCCUUCCACAAGAUUACUGUCGCAGUGCUGCUACAGCUAGGAACGGCUACUUUGCUCCAUGAUGCGGGCUGGCUAAAGAUUCUGGUUAUUUCCUAUUUCUUUGGCUCUUUCCUCAACCACAAUCUCUUUCUGGCCAUCCAUGAACUCAGCCACAAUCUCGCCUUCUCAACUCCGGUAUACAACCGCUGGCUUGGCAUAUUCGCUAAUCUCCCCAUUGGUGUUCCCAUGUCUGUAACCUUCCAAAAGUAUCACCUGGAGCACCAUCGCUACCAGGGAGUUGAUGGGAUAGAUAUGGACGUUCCGAGCCUUGCUGAAGCCUAUCUUGUGAGAAAUGCUUUCACGAAAUCCAUAUGGGUAGUCUUACAACUCUUCUUCUAUGCUCUGCGGCCUCUGUUUCUCAAGCCAAAACCUCCUGGUAUUUGGGAGUUCAUCAAUUUAGUCAUUCAGAUAGCCCUCGAUGUAUCCAUGGUUUAUUACUGGGGUUGGAAGUCUUUUGCUUAUUUGAUCCUUUCUACAUUUGUCGGGGGUGGAAUGCACCCAAUGGCCGGUCACUUCAUCUCGGAACACUAUGUUUUCAAGCCAGACCAAGAGACAUAUUCCUACUAUGGUCCCCUGAAUCUUAUGACGUGGAGCGUGGGAUACCACAAUGAGCACCAUGAUUUCCCUAGGAUUCCAGGAAGCAAACUUCAUAAGGUGAAGGAGAUUGCACCGGAGUAUUACGAGGGGCUCGAUGCAUAUAAAUCUUGGAGCCAGGUCAUUUACAUGUAUAUAAUGGACUGCACUGUGGGGCCUUUCAGCCGAAUGAAGAGGAAACCAUCGGCGACUUCCAAGAAAUCCGAAUAGAACUCUUACCAAACAACACCAAGCAAAGAUUAACAAAGAAGCUGUUCUUAUCUCUGUCAAUUUGUUGAUUCAUGGCUUCUGCGCCAAAUCCUUAUCAAAUUAUCAACUACUAUGACUAAAAGGUAUAGAAAAGCUCAAGCCGCAAAAGCUCCCUCAAGGGUCGGGAGAAAUGCUAUUGAAUCACAGCGAUCUGCUAAGAGCUUUCGUAAGUAUAUUGUAAUUUGGAGCUUUAAACAAGGGUUCCUGAUUCAAAGUGAUUUGUUGCUUUUUAAAUUCAAGGGCAACCCCACAUCGUUGAUUAGUCAGCA
Messenger RNA from Syzygium oleosum, 1586 nucleotides. RefSeq names its product sphingolipid delta(4)-desaturase DES1-like. Gene Ontology annotation, biological process: ceramide biosynthetic process. The transcript has 3 exons. Bases 277 to 1278 code for a protein of 333 amino acids. Gene Ontology annotation, molecular function: sphingolipid delta-4 desaturase activity. Gene Ontology annotation, cellular component: membrane. The record is from RefSeq and is a predicted model, not a curated record. Lineage: Eukaryota; Viridiplantae; Streptophyta; Magnoliopsida; Myrtales; Myrtaceae.